Messenger RNA from Aureobasidium subglaciale EXF-2481, 2023 nucleotides. RefSeq lists its product as uncharacterized. Gene Ontology annotation, cellular component: mitochondrial inner membrane. The transcript has a single exon. Bases 35 to 1780 code for a protein of 581 amino acids. Gene Ontology annotation, biological process: lipid homeostasis; mitochondrion organization. NCBI's taxonomy places the organism in Eukaryota, Fungi, Ascomycota, Dothideomycetes, Dothideales, Saccotheciaceae. The record is from RefSeq and is a predicted model, not a curated record.
CGGGGCGGCAGGACAUGGUCUUAUACACGAUGCGAUGAACGGAACGUCUGGAUGGGCAUCUCUGUUCAGGACUGCGGCAGGUCGAGCGCCGUGGCACCCGCGACCAGCCUCGCACCGAUCAUGGACCUUCUCUAUUCGACCAAGUGACGUCCUCAACAAGCGCGCAUAUGCCACUGGACCCGCUCCUUUGAAGGCUCCCAAGUCCCGGAAACGUCUAUAUGUCUUGGGUGGCAUCGUUGUUGCGGCCACUGGUGCCGUGGCUGUCAGUGAUGAUGCACGCUAUAUCUGGAUAGCAGCCCAGCGUACUGGAAGAGUCGUCAGCACUCUCGCCCUCAACAUCAACGAUUAUCGCCGGACCCUCAACCAAUAUGACGCCCUGCCCGAAGCAGAAUACCAGACUCUGCUCAAGACCUGUCACCAGCGCUGCGCCGAGCGUACCCUCGUUGUCUUGCAAAAGAAUGGCUCCAUCUUCGUCAAGUUGGGACAACAUCUUAGCAGCAUGAACUACCUUCUGCCUUCUGAGUGGUGUGAUACUUUCAUCCCACUGCAAGACCAAUGUCCGGUGUCUUCUAUGGAGAGCGUUGAAGCUAUGGUUUUGAAGGACACUGGGCACAACCUAUCACACUACUUUUCAGACUUCAAUACCACUCCAAUUGGUGCCGCCUCGCUCGCUCAGGUCCAUACCGCUACUCUGCGCGAGACUGGUGAACACGUCGCCGUCAAGGUCCAGCAUCCCGCGCUUGACGAAUGGGCCACUCUCGACCUGGCUCUCACUCGUUUCACCUUCCGUACCCUGAAGCGUUUCUUCCCUGAAUACGAUCUGACCUGGCUGAGUGAUGAGAUGGAUCAAAGUCUGCCGAAAGAGUUGGACUUCGCUCUCGAAGGCUCCAACGCCGAACUCGCUCGCAAAUACUUUGCUGAAGUCGCCUACCUACCUGUCAUUAUUCCCAGAGUCCAUUGGGCCCAGCGACGUAUCCUUGUCAUGGACUUCGUGACUGGCCACAGACCUGAUGAUCUGGCCUAUCUCGACGCCAACAACAUCGACCGAGAUGAAGUUUCCGCUGCCCUCGCCCGCAUCUUUAACGAGAUGAUCUUCGGCAAAGAUGCUCCCCUGCACUGCGAUCCUCACGGCGGCAACAUCGCUAUCCGCUUGAACACCUCAAAGCGUGCCCCUAAUAAUUUCGACGUUGUUCUUUACGACCAUGGUCUUUAUCGUGUGCCUGACAAUACCCUCCGCCGUAGCUACGCCAAGUUAUGGCUUGCUGUAUUGGAUGCUGAUGAGCCACGCAUGCGUCAGUACGCAAAGGAGGUGGCUGGCAUUAACGAUGAACAGUUCCCUCUCUUUGCUUCUGCAAUCACUGGCCGCGAUUACCGUGUGGUCACCAAGAGUGUCGCAACUUCCAGGACGGACGAGGAGAAAGAGGCUAUCUCAGAUGCACUAGGCGAUGGUAUGCUCGAACAGCUAGUCCAGCUUCUGGGCCAAGUGCCUCGUGUCAUUCUACUGAUCCUCAAGACCAAUGAUCUUACCCGCAGUCUCGACGAGAAUCUACAUACUCGCCAAGGACCCGUUCGCACCUUUAUGAUCCUAGCACGUUACGCUGCCCGUGCAGUCUACGAAGAGAAAAUGGAGAUUUUGGCGGCUGCUGGGUUUGGUCCUAGAAGGCUCUGGCGCAGAUUCACAGCCUGGGCCGAUUUUGCUCGCAUCGAGUUCAAGCUCUCUGCAUUUGAGACGUGGCUCAACAUCAGGAGAUUCUUUGGCAUGCAGCCCACAAUGAUCUAGUAAAGAUUGUGUAGCGUUUGUGUUACCCUGAGCGAUGGCGUUUUCUGCUUUGUUUUUGUUCCACCUGGAUUGGGGGUUGGUCGCUCUAUUUAGUUUAUAGACAUUGGGCUUCGAGGUUUGGUCUUGUAGAUAAUAGAUCACUUCAUUCGUGUUCACACCCCGACAGGUUUCCUGUGACAUGUUUUGACUAUGACACUAUGUCGCCGCAUUUCAAUUUCAAGAUGAAUCAAGGUACAUGUGCCA